Molecule: messenger RNA, 3176 nt
Organism: Prionailurus viverrinus (fishing cat)
Lineage: Eukaryota; Metazoa; Chordata; Mammalia; Carnivora; Felidae
Product: putative deoxyribonuclease TATDN2
Exons: 1
Coding region: 249-2075 (608 amino acids)
Molecular function (GO): hydrolase activity, acting on ester bonds
Source: RefSeq, a predicted model, not a curated record
CUCACGUUCUGGAGAGGCCAGCGCCCCGCAAGCGCCUGAGAACACAGAAAAAGGACUUACAGCGCCUUUGAGUUGGGGUUUCUUCCGGAGCGCGUCCUGCCAGGGAAAUUCCUCCCCACCGUGCCGCCAUCGCAGGUGUGGGUGCAGCCUUUAAAGACUGAUCGCAGGGAGCGUUCGGGGCUCCUUUGGUUGGCGGAACCCCCUUAGCCCCAACCCAUCGGCACGCUGUGAAACCCCUUCUGGGAGAAAUGGCUUCUCUAGAGGAUGCCCGCCGCCUUGGGGGUAAGAUCCCUAUCCAGAGCUCCUCAGACUCUGAACCUGCAGCCAGAGCUGAGGGACAACACAGGGAGGCCGCGGACUCAAACAAGGUCGAGGGAAAGAGUGCUACGUUGCACGACCCGACCUCCUCUUCCAAUUACAUGAAGGCUCUCCAGGGCAUCCUGGGAAAAUUCAUACCGAAAGGACAGCCCUCCCGCGGUGCAAAACCGAGCACGAGCGAGCAUCCCGAAACCGGGGGAGAAACCGCCAGGGUUGUCACCUUCUCUGCUCCUCGGGAAAUGCAAGCGUUGGCCCCAGUGGUUAGAGAGAAGGAGAAGAUGCUGAUAGAGGUCAGCAGUUCGGGUGACAGGAAAGUGAUCAUCAGUCCUCCGGAGAAACCCAGCAAGCAGCCCCCAGACAACCAGAUGGUGGUCGUUUUCGAAAAGGCCUCCCCAGGCCUCCAGUAUCUGGACAGACGUAACUCUUAUCCGGAAUUCCAGCAGUACAAAGAAAGGGAUACGGUGGCCGAGCGCCCCUCUCCGGCCAGUCUCUUGUCUAUGGAUGAGCUGGCUGCAAUGGGACUCUCUCAGAGGCCAGUCUCCCUGGGUGUCGCCAGAGCCCCGCAGCCUUCAUCCUUCGCCGAUAACCCGGUCACGUGCCAGUCUCCGGUGUACAUGGGUCCUCCUCCCGACUAUGCCGGCUACCGCGGCAACAUCCUCCGAGCUUCCCACUACGCCCCCAUGGGCAACAGCAGCAACGUCCCCCAGGGCGUGAAGAACUGGGGAGGCUUCGGCGGUUACGCCCCCGCGUCAGAAGUGUGCUCGCCGAACUGGCCCCGAGACUGGAAGCCGUCAGGAGAAGAUCCGGCCCUGAAUUUCCACUUGGUUCGCUUCCCCAGAAGCUCAGCGGCGAGCCAGGAGAGGAUGACCGUCCAGGCGGGGAUACCAUCACAUUCUUGUGCGGGCUGUGCAGCUGGUUCCCCGCCAGAGAGCCACUGGAAGGGAAGCCUGGGUUUCGUCGACACCCACUGUCACUUGGACUUGCUCUUCUCCAAGAUGUCUUUCCAAGGGUCCUUUAAGAAGUUCACGGAAACGUAUAGCCAGUCCUUCCCGAAGGAGUUUCAGGGCUGCAUCUCUGAUUUCUGUGAUCCUCGCACACUGAAGGAUGGCAUGUGGGAAGAUCUUCUGAGGGAGGAUCUGGUCUGGGGGGCCUUUGGCUGUCACCCCCAUUUCGCACGUUACUACAACGAGACUCAGGAGAGAAACAUCCUGCAGGCCUUACGACACCCCAGGGCCGUGGCGUUUGGGGAAGUGGGUCUGGAUUACUCGUACAAGUGCACCACCCCUGUCCAGCAGCAGCAGAAGGUAUUUGAGAGGCAGCUGCAGCUGGCCGUGUCCCUGAACAAGCCCUUGGUGAUCCACUGCCGGGAGGCUGACCAAGACCUGCUGGCCAUCAUGAAACGAUACGUGCCUCCUGACUACAAGAUCCAUAGGCACUGCUUCACUGGCAGUUACCUGCUCGUCGAGCCCCUCUUGAAGUACUUCCCUAACAUGUCUGUGGGUUUCACAGCCGUCCUGACUUACUCUUCGGCCUGGGAGACCCGGGAUGCCCUGACGCAUAUCCCACUGGACAGAAUCGUCGUGGAAACGGAUGCUCCCUAUUUCCUGCCUCGGGGGGUUCCCAAAAGCCUUUGCCAGUAUGCCCACCCGGGCCUGGCCCUGUACACGGUUCGAGAGAUCGCCAGAAUCAAAGGUCAGCCGCUCACCCAAAUCUUGGCCACCUUGCGUGAGAACACCAACUACAUCUACAAUAUUUAAGCGAGGAGGGAGUGGUCAGGCGUCUUCCAGAAAAGGGAGACCAGCGGCCUGACAGCACAGACUUGAUGUGAACUCUGCCUGCGUCUCGAGGUCAAGACGUGUUCCAGAAGCCCGCUAGAACAGAACAGACAAGACCGUGGCCGACUGUUUUCUUCAAAACCUCUUCGUAAGACUUCUCCUUGUGACUGGUAGGAUGGGGUGCAGAAUGGCAGGAUGGGUAGGGGGAACUACCCUCGAUGUGGUUUACCAGGGUUUUUCCUCCCGGCCAAAUUGUGCCAGGACGGACAGUAAGAAAAGAAAGCGUUCCAUAGGGUACAAGUUGGCUAAAUCCAACUGCCUGUUCUCUGCAUCCUGGGGCUUUGGUUGCUGCAUAAAGUCACCCUCCUACUGGUCUUUAAAAAACAGAACAAACAAAAAAGGAAUGUGGGAGUUUCAAAGGGAGCCCGGUGAUUUGUUCUGUGGGUUCCCAAAACGUAGUUGUUGUUAUAGGAAUUCUCUAACCCGUACGGUUUGUCGUUAAAUUCAUCACUCAGCGACUGCGACUUGCAGUCUCUUGUUUCUAAAGAUAAGCCAACACUAGCAUUUCAUCUCAAAGGCCAUGGAUUUAGGUAAAAAUUUGCCCAUGAAUAGGCAGAACGGGCUGGGGGCGGGGGGCCGGCGGGCUCUCCGUGGAGGCACUUCGAGCCACGACGGGAGCCAGGUCAGUUGAAUCUUGGAACACCGCCGAGAUGAGUUUUGCAUCUGAACUGAACUCCCAAAGCUUGUGUGACUCCAAAUCUCUUCACGGAACCAGUAUAUUAAUAGCAACUGCUAUUCAGAUUGCUCUGACUGUUAACAAGGCCCAACUGUAUACCACUCAGAAAUACCGUUUUCCUGGAGGACAGAAACAGAGGAGCUUUAGCUUCCCACUUGGCAAACAGCCGUCCUCCCGGAGAAAUUUGCAGGAGCUCCCAUUUUAGGAAAAUAUUGGAGUUCUGAAACUUAGUUCUGCCAGCCAAAACACACACCUAAAUCCAAGAGUCCCAUUAUCGGAUGAGAAGGGCCAUUUUACUUUAUUUUUUUAAUGUUUAUUUUUGAGUGCGAGCAAGUUGGGGAGGGGCA